ACUUGCGCUUUAUUUACUUACCAUUUAGCAUUAUAAUCAUAAAAUCAUCAACAGUGUAUUAUUUCCGUGUUCGCAUGCACGAGCGAACAAUAUUUAUAUUUAAAAAUGACGACACAUGAUUAUGAAGUUAUUUUUACUUUUAUUUGUAGGUUACUUUCUCUGUAUCUCCCUCCACUAGACAAAGAAGAAUAUUUUAAUCAUUCGCAAGUUAAAACUGCAGUAUGUCAUUUAAAUAAACACCUAGCGUACGUAUAAAAUGUACACGCGAAACGUUUUCCUUAACUGCUUUCUGUUUUUCUGUUUCACACUGAGCGUGUUUGUGUUUUUGUUAUGUUUCGAUUUUAAGCCAGUGAAUCAUUAUAAACUAGAAAAAGUGGUGUUACUGAGCCGUCACAAUUUAAGAACGCCUCUGUCGAAAAGCCUAAAAAAGUUAACACCACAAACAUGGCCACAAUGGAAAGAGAGUCCUGGAUAUUUGACAGAAAAAGGAUUUAUAUUAGAAGGCUAUAUGGGAACGUUUUUCUAUAAUUGGCUGUCUAAAGAGGGUCUUCUCUCUACUAGCUGUCCGGAUGAAAACCAAUUUUAUGUCUAUGCAAAUAAUGUUCAAAGAACAAUGGCAUCGGCCCAAGCUUUUGUGACAAAUGCAUUUCCCACUUGCAAUGUGAGUGUGCAUCACUCAAAAGAUAGUUAUGAUCCUAUAUUCAGUCCAUACAUUCACAAUGAUACAGAAAUCUUUAAGAAACUAGCUCUGAAUGAAAUGAAUGCUAUAUUACAAAAUCUGGACUUAAAAAGUGCUUAUAAAAGUCUAGAGCAUAUUUUAAAUUAUCAAUCAUCUGAUCUUUGUAAACUGGAGAAGAAGUGUAACAUGCAAAGUGAAGAAAAUAUAAUAAAUAUUACUGUAGGAGCGAAGCCAUUACUCAAAGGGCCACUGAAACUCGGCAAUGAAGCGAUAGAUGCAUUUUUUAUGGAGUAUUACAGUGGGUUUUCUUUAGACCGUGUUGCGUGGGGUCAGUUAUUACACACAAAUGAAUGGCAGAGAAUUCUGCCCAUAUUACAAAGCUAUCACAAUGUUAUUUUCAAUACCAGUAUAGUUGCCAAGGAUAUAAGCUUUCCACUUCUUAAAUAUAUGGCCCAUAUACUGACAAAAGAUGAUCCAAAAAUAACCCUACUUAUGGGUCAUGAUGCAAAUAUCAAUGUUGUAUUGAAUACAAUGGAAUUUAAACCUUUUGUGUUAGAUCAUGAGUUUGUUAAUACUCCAAUUGGCGGGAAGAUGGUUUUCCAAAAAUGGUUUGACACUCAUAAUAAGGAGUAUUUGUUAAAAAUUCAAUAUGUUUAUCAAAGUGCUGAACAGCUGAGGAACGCAACGGUUUUAAAUGAUGAAAAUCCGCCACGAUUUACUGUGUUAGAAUUAAAGAAAUGUCCAGUGAAUGAAGAUGGGUUUUGUUCGUGGGAUUUGUUUGUAGAUUUUUUAAAAAGUAUUGAUAUUGAGAAAGCUGCCAAAGGCUUUUGGAUAAAAGAUCGAAGAGUGCCCCCAGAAAUUCUUGGAACCACUUAUGCAGAAUAUUGCGAUCUCAUCAACAGAAUGUACGACGCCUACCUCAAUAGUGUCCACUUGCAGAGAGCACCCUAUAUCAUAGCCAUAAUUAAUGUUCUUAUGAAACGUAUGUACGAGCUACGAAACGAAUUAGUUAAUUUAAUAGUGAAUGACUAUAUUUAUGUCGAUCAGGCUUUGAUAAAUACUCGACGGACACCUUUUGAUAUUCAGAUAGUUAUACCUUACCAUUUACCAUUGGAAUGUAGGGAGGACUCGAUGGAGCAAUUACUACAAAAGAUGUGGACGGAUGCUAUUGAAAGGAAGAAGGCACCGCCGAAUAAGGCUCCCGUUUCACCUAAUGUCUUUGACGGGGAUUUCCCUAUAGAAGAUUGUGCGCCUACUUUUAUAUCAGAGCAACUAGUACUAAAAGAUGAGAGUAUCCACACAAUAUAUUCUGAAGAGUUUCUUCAAGCACUCAUAAUACAAAGACAAGAAAGAUAUAGACAGUUUUUCGUUGAAGAUUUUAGAUCUAAAUGCAGAAGAAGGCGGCUAUAUUUUGCCGAUUCCACACAGGAGGCACCAAUAUAUUUAAAACGUGCGGCGGCCAUGUUGAUUCAGAAAGUUUAUCGGAAAUAUAUGGAUAUCAAAAGGCAGCGCAUCCUAGAACAUAGAAGAGAUGUAUUAUUGGGCUUGGUGCCGGAUCCAUUCCAAGCGCACUUGAAUUUCGAAGAAGAAAAUAAUUUGAUGUACGAAAGGAAACGGAAUAUUCGUAUUAAAAUAAGAGAAGCGUACAUGAAAGAUUUUAACCAAGAGCAGACGAGGAUUGUGGUUUUCAAAAGGGACAAUCAAAUAGACGAUAUAACAGAUCAAAUAAGAACGUGGUUCAAGGAAUGGUAUUAUGGAUAUGGGUUUUUCCCCGACUAUCCAUACGAAAUAGAAGGGGGCACUGUCAUGGUGAUCCGCGGUGACUACCCCUCCAUCGCUGAGAAAGUUGAAGAAGACGAGAAAUAUAACGCCAGUGUAAAGGGAAAAACAAAGGAGAUGUUAAAAGCGGAGAAAAAGCAAGCAAAAUUAGACGCGUUGUUGAAAGAGGAAGCGGAUAGAGAACAGAAGAAGAAAGAAGAGGAGCAGCUGUUUAAGCUGAAGUGUAACCCCCAAUCGGACCCGGGGUAUAUGCCGCAGACGUCGCAACAUAUGGGAGAAAUAGUGGAAGCUCUGCAAAGGUAUCAGGCGGCGUGGUCUAUAUACGACGAUUUCCCCCCCUCGCAAUGCCCCGACGCCUUCUUUGGUUACAUGGAGACCAUCAUGACGGAAGACGUUAUGGGAAAACUGCACGUGGACUGCAGGAAAUACGUCGAUGAGCUAAUGAGAUUGGAUUUAAAGUUGUUGAUAAAAGCACAGCAGCAGAUGUACAAGGACGUGGGUUGGAAGUUUCCGAAGCUCAGAGCAAGGAAGAAGCCGAAAGCGCCAGCGGUGCCAAAGCCUCUUAAAAUUGAUAGCGCCUUGAUGGAAGGUUUUGAGGCGCUUUUUGAUCAUGACCUUAUCUCUAAACCGACUUGCAAAAUAAAGGAUAUUGUGGGUGAUAUGAAAUAUGGAGUCUAUGAAUGUAAUUUGAAAGAUCCAGAUGCUAGAAUUCGCAGUAUGCCAAGAGAUUACUGUGUGCAAGCCCUUGCGCAGGUGUUGCAAGGCUACGGCUUCGGUUUGAUCACAGAACUGUUUGACAAAGUGAUGAAUGCGGAAAGGGUUGUUAGAUUGAAUGUCACACCGCUGUCAGCUGCUGAGUUUUUAGGACCUUUGAUAGAAAUGGGUGUCGAAGCUACAAGCGAGGCAGAUUACCAAGAAUAUGUCAAUUUCUUCAUCACCAACUCACCCUUGGCCACGAAGAGGCAGAAGUACGAGGUAAUGAAUCAAGUGAGAGCCGCGUUUUAUGAGAAAAUGGAAAAGAAGAAGGAGAAAGAAAAAUCAUAA
This is a messenger RNA of Zerene cesonia (dogface butterfly), 3502 nucleotides long. RefSeq lists its product as uncharacterized. The record is from RefSeq and is a predicted model, not a curated record. The transcript is spliced from 17 exons. NCBI's taxonomy places the organism in Eukaryota, Metazoa, Arthropoda, Insecta, Lepidoptera, Pieridae. Bases 257 to 3502 code for a protein of 1081 amino acids.